AUGGCAGAACAAGAUGUGACAGAGCUUGUGAAAAGACUCGAAGAAGCUUCUCAUUUGAAGAAGCAUGGUAAAGCUACUAAGAUCACAUGUUCUAUAUUUGAUAGACCCGAUGUGAAGUUGGACAGUUGGAAAUUCAAUGAAUGGGACUAUGGCAAAUCUAAAAGAGUGUUACCUUGUAGUGCCAGAGGUUUAUUUAUCCAAAAUGCUGAUUCAGAGCCCAGGAUAGUUACUAGAGGAUACGAUAAGUUCUUUAACAUCGACGAAGUGCAAAGAACUAGCUGGAGGUCAAUUCAAGAUAACACUGAGGGGCCAUAUGAGAUUACUGUCAAAGAGAACGGAUGUAUAAUUUUGAUUGGAGGAUUGGAAGAUGGUACUGUUGUAGUAUGUUCGAAACAUAGCACUGGGCCCAGAGAUGACAUCAACAGAAACCAUUCACAAGCUGGUCAGCAGUUCUUGGAACAACAAUUGAAGGAGAAAAACCUUGGAUUGAAGGAUCUUGGACGGUAUUUAUAUGAAGCCAAUUGUACUGCUAUUGCAGAAUAUUGCGAUGAUACCUUUGAAGAACAUAUUUUGGAAUAUAACAGAGACAAUGCAGGUCUAUACCUACAUGGUUUAAACUACAAUACUGUAGGGUUCAGCACUUUUCCAAUGGCAAAAGUAGCUGAAUUUGCAAACGCAUGGGGAUUUAAGCAUAUUGAUUACUUUACUACGGAAGAUAGUUCAUCAUUGAAGACAUUCCUUACUGAGUGCGAAAAAGCUGGUCAUUACAAUAAUCAAGAGAUUGAAGGGUUUGUGAUAAGAUGUAAGGAUAAAUCAACUGGUGGGACAUUCUUUUUCAAGUACAAGUUUAAAGAACCUUAUUUGAUGUAUCGACAAUGGAGGGAGGUUACAAGAGAGUACAUAUCUACCAAACAACGUGUCUUCAGAUACCGCUCGCAUAACUAUAUCACCAACAAAUAUAUGGACUUUGUGAUUCCCUUGUUGGAUCGUGACCCAAAACUAGCUGAUGAUUUCAUGAACGGGAAGGGUAUAAUAAAAUUGAGAAAACUCUUUCUAGAAGAUUACGGUAUGUCAGGCCUAGAGAUCCUCAAUUUGGACAAGAUUAAAGAAUUAGAAGAGGCAGAAAAUCAUGUCGAAAAUGUAAUCGAUGAAAAUACAAAAUUUUUACUAGUGACAAUUGCUACAAUCGGAUGUGGUAAAUCUACAGUUUCUCUCACGCUUAAUGAGUUAUUCCCUGAGUCAUGGGGACUAGUUGUGAACGACAAUAUAACCUCUAAUAAAACAGACUACAUUAAAUCAGCCUUGCAAUUAUUCAAAGACGGGAAACAAUUUGUGCUUGCUGAUAAAAACAAUCAUCAGUUCCGUGAAAGGGCAGCUGUUUUUGAAUGGAUCAAUCAAUAUAGGGAUUCGUAUAUUCCAUACAACUGUAAUUUACAAGUCAUAGCAUUGUGUUUUGUAGACGAGGUAUCCCCAGAAAUGAGAGCAUUAACCAUCGACAGGGUUAUGAAAAGAGGUGACAAUCAUCAAAGCAUCAAAUCUGAAAGUGACGAUCAGCAGAAGGUUUUGAAAAUUAUGCAAGGAUUCAUGAACAGAUUCCAACCAUUCCUUCCUUCCAAAGAUCCUGAUAACAAAUUUGACUUCCAUAUACAAUUGGAAGUUGGCAAGAACUCGUCGUUGAAAAACACUAUUACCGUUCUCAAAGAGUUACAGCGUAAUUAUGGAGACGUUAUUCCCUCGAUCCCAGAUGAUUCUAUCGUACAUCAGGCUUUUGAAAGGGCUCUCAAUUACAAACCAACCAUAACGAAAAUCAUUAAAGGUGGGAAUAAAAUUGACAAAAAGCAGCAUAAACCUGUAUAUUUCUCAGCUAAUGUAAUUGACACAGACCUUUUAUUGCAACAUGUCAGAAAAACCAUUGAAACACAUGCAUCAGAGUACCCUUCUUUGCUUAAAAGUCUGGAUUCAACUCCUUUCAAAGACGCUUUGCAUAUAACCCUAUACCAUAAGUCUCAAAUCAGGUCUGUUGGUAUAAAAGCUAAACAAAUGUGGGCCAAAUACUUGGAUAGAUACAAAGAGUAUCUCUCAAAAGAAAAUAACUCAGAGGCUACCAAAAACAUUAUCGCUACGGAGGAUAGUGUCUCUUUCAAAUUGAGAGAUUUAAUCUGGGAUAAGCACGUAAUUCUAGCUACCGUUUCCCUGCUAGAUGAUACCCAUCCAAUUGUUAUGCCAGAUGGUACUCAUUUGGACCAUUUGACUUGCCUUAACAAAGUUCCUCACAUAACACUUGCAUUGUUUUCCAAUGAGAAAACAGCGAAGUAUUCUGGUGAAUUGGCUAAAGAAGUGUAUGAGUUCGGUAUACAAGAAUCGGAUACUGAUACAGGUAUGAUCAGUCUAGGGACAACUGACAACCUUCAGUUUAGCGGGAAAGUCUGUAUUAAUUUAUAA
Molecule: messenger RNA, 2442 nt
Organism: Kluyveromyces lactis
Lineage: Eukaryota; Fungi; Ascomycota; Saccharomycetes; Saccharomycetales; Saccharomycetaceae
Gene: TRL1
Product: tRNA ligase
Exons: 1
Coding region: 1-2442 (813 amino acids)
Biological process (GO): tRNA splicing, via endonucleolytic cleavage and ligation
Cellular component (GO): nuclear inner membrane
Molecular function (GO): phosphoric diester hydrolase activity; RNA ligase (ATP) activity; ATP binding
Source: RefSeq, a predicted model, not a curated record